CAUCUAAUAAAACGAGGUGCUUUAGUCUCUUGUUUAGUAAAUACGCUGAGAUAGGGUUUAUCAGUUUAUAACCUGUUGGAUUCCGGCCGUAUAUUUUUCAGUAUUAUAAGGUUUUGCAAGAUGAUUCGUGCCCAGGAUGUUUUGUUUACCAAGUAUUUGUACAUUACUUAUGUUGUAGGAUUGUAUUGGAUCGUUUCUAUAUCAAUGGUAUUUGUCAACAAAGCUUUACUAUCAAGUGAUAAAAUACAUCUUGAUGCUCCUCUUUUUAUUACAUGGUUCCAAUGCUUAACUUCAGUUGGAAUUUGUGUAACACUAAAGUUCCUUUCGAAAGUAUCACCAGAUAAGUUCUCAUUUCCAAAGGGAAAUCCUUUUUCUCGUGAUAUCAUUAAAAAAAUACUACCCUUGUCAUGUCUGUUUAUUGGCAUGAUAGCAAGCAAUAAUUUAUGUUUAAAGCAUGUUGGAGUUGCAUUUUAUUAUAUUGGUCGAUCUCUGACAACAGUAUUCAAUGUAGUUUUCACCUACUUAAUAUUGGGAGAGAAAACAUCAAAGAAGACAAUUGUUUGUUGCUUAAUUAUAAUUUUUGGAUUUUGGUUGGGUGUUGAUCAAGAAGGUGUGGCUGGAUCUUUAUCCAUUGUCGGGACCUUCUUUGGGGUUCUAGGAUCCUUGACUUUAUCACUAUAUUCGAUUCAAACUAAAAAAGUACUUCCUUUAGUAAAUCAAGAAAUUUGGUUGCUGUCUUACUACAAUAAUCUCUAUGGUGUUUUUCUUUUCAUACCAUUAAUGAUGAUCAAUGGAGAAUUAAAUGUUGUGUAUGAGUAUGACAGAAUAGCUGAUUUACAUUUUUGGGCUGCUAUGCUUUUAGGUGGUAUUUGUGGUUUUAGUAUUGGAUAUGUAACUAUGCUGCAAAUCCAAGUAACAUCUCCUUUAACUCAUAACAUUAGCGGAACAGCAAAAGCCUGUGCACAAACUGUUCUUGCUACUUAUUAUUAUAAUGAAAGUAAACCAUUUUUAUGGUGGUUAAGCAAUUUAAUAGUUCUUUGUGCAAGUGCUGGAUAUGCAAGGAUAAAACAAUUAAGCAUGGUUCAACAGAUGUCUAAAAAUAUUGCUUACAGUAAAGUGUGACAAAGUUCAAUAUAAUGAACGAAUAAAUUAUGACAGUUUAGUUAUAUAAAAAUCAAUUGUAAAUAUAUUGUAUAUGUAUACAGAUAUAAAUUAUAUGAAUAAAUUUUAACCAAUUUAAAAUAUUAGACCAAUU
Molecule: messenger RNA, 1255 nt
Organism: Trichogramma pretiosum
Lineage: Eukaryota; Metazoa; Arthropoda; Insecta; Hymenoptera; Trichogrammatidae
Gene: nac
Product: GDP-fucose transporter 1
Exons: 5
Coding region: 121-1122 (333 amino acids)
Biological process (GO): protein O-linked glycosylation via fucose; GDP-fucose import into Golgi lumen
Cellular component (GO): Golgi apparatus
Molecular function (GO): antiporter activity
Source: RefSeq, a predicted model, not a curated record